AUGACUGAUCACUUCGAGUAUGCCGAGGAUUACACUCUGGCACAGCGGGGUAUAAGGAGGAAAAAAGGUGAAAUCCCUCGGGGCAAAUCACUUGAUCCCAGAUCAACCGGCUUCCCAAAGGAGCAAAACCCAAGUGCAGGAGGAGGGAAGUCUCCUCCCAGCUGGCUUAAUGACCAUAUUAUUGGAUUCGCUUUUGAGUACUUUGCUAGUGUGUUCCAUGACUUCUCAGACCAAGUGUGUUUCGUCAGCCCAGAAGUCACUCAGUUCAUCAAGUGUACCACCAGCCCAGAGGAGAUCACCAUGUUCCUUCAGCCUCUUGACUUGCCCCACAAAAGAGUUAUAUUCUUACCCAUCAAUAAUAACUCUAAUCAAGCAGCUGGGGGAACUCAUUGGAGUUUGUUGGUUUAUCUCCAAGACAAAAAUAGAUUUUCUCAUUAUGAUUCACAUAGCAGGAGCAACUCUGUCCAUGCAAGACAGGUAGCAGGGAAACUGGAGGCCUUUUUGGGGAAAAGAGGGGACAAAGUAGCAUUUGUGGAAGAGAAAGCCCCUGCUCAACAAAACAGCUAUGAUUGUGGAAUGUACAUAAUUUGUAACACAGAGGCCUUGUGUCAGGGCUUCUUUAAGGGACAGCCGGAGUCAGGGCUGCAGCAUCUCAUGCCUAUGUAUAUCACGAGGAAGAGGGCAGAGUGGAAAGAGCUCAUCUCCAAACUUGCAAGAAAAUGA
Dromiciops gliroides (monito del monte) is the source of this 723-nucleotide messenger RNA. Its product is annotated as sentrin-specific protease 8-like. Gene Ontology annotation, biological process: proteolysis. Gene Ontology annotation, molecular function: deNEDDylase activity; cysteine-type peptidase activity. The record is from RefSeq and is a predicted model, not a curated record. Lineage: Eukaryota; Metazoa; Chordata; Mammalia; Microbiotheria; Microbiotheriidae.